UUAUUACAAACAAAGUAAAUACACAUUGCCAGUUAAAUAAAAGCUUGUAAAAAUUGACAUUAUUACACAAAUUGGCUAUGUCCCACAUAAGCUCAAUAAGGCUUGUGUUGUAGGUACUUAGACAACGAUAUAUAUAAUAUAUAAAUACUUGAAUACAUAGGAAACACCCAUUACAUGACUCUGGUGCAAAUCCGUGUUCACAACAAAAUUUAAUGCCCUUACCAGGAUUUGGCACCCACUAGGGCAGAUCGGUCGUCAAAAUUAAAUUCUACUUCAACGAAAUGGUAGGCAGAGACGAGUAUCUACUUAAGUAGGAAACAUCGUCUACUAAGAGAUUUCAUUCAUCGUUACCUACGUCAUAAUCCGCUUACGUGUAUACCGGCUAAGUCGCCGAUACACGACAUUCAACUUGUCUCUAAUGACAACGACAACCCAUCAACCACAGACAGCACCAAAGACAACUUAUUAAAUUCGGAAACCCUAAUCAAAGGUACAAUUACUGACGCCUACAAAUUCCUGGCAUCCAGAGCUGGUACGUGAGCAAAAUCCCCCUCACCGCACUUCCACGCACUCUUUCUUACGCCAACAUUCUGGUAUAUGAGCGUCCCUCUCUAAAACACCCACUCACAUUGAGCUAAGUAUACAACCCCGUUUUCAGCCCACAAUUUCAGUCUAACCCCUGACGCGGCGCAAUACGCACGCUCUCUGGACAAUAAAUUUAAAAAAAAACGACAAUAAUUUUGAAAUUCGAACGCGUUUCGAAAAUCGAUGUCUGAGCCGGCGAUGAUCGCUUGACAUUUGUUUUUUCGAGGACUUUGUUGUUAAGUUGAACAGUUGACAAUAAUAAUUGACUGAUUGAUUGGUAUUAGAUUGUAUUUUAUUGUAUAUAUUGUAAGCCACAGUGCGAGUGAGUGAGGAAGUUAUCGUCGGGUACAACAGGUACGCCUACGCGACAUUGUCGAGUUCUCGCAUUUUCCGGCCUACGCUUGUGUGGGAGACGUUCUACUAAUAUUUUUCAUACAAAGAGAAUGCUGUGGUACUGGCGCUUGUGGGGCGUCCUGCUGUGCGCGUACGCCGUGCUCGCGCAGCGCGACGAGGGCCUGCUGCCGCGCGGCUCGCGCGUGCGUGUGAGCGAGCCCCCCAAGAGUGAUGAGCCCAGCUGCGACCAGCUCAAGGCCAUGUGGAGAUUUUCGAAGCGGCAAGCGAGGGCGCCAGAAAUCAUGAACGAAGUGAAUUCGUACCGCGACCCGCUCAUGUACAACGAGUGGCCCGCGUACACCGCUCUCCCGAGGGCGGCGCCAAGGUUCAGAUACCAGUACCCUUCAAUGCCUCGUGAGGCGUUCGGGCGAGUGGUCACCAAAGCGCCGCCGAACGUCGUCCGCACACCCGACUAUGAUGAGAUGUUCGGGAUGCUCAACGUGCCACACACCUCAGGGAAGAUCCUGCGGUACCCCGGCCCGUCGCGGCCCCGGGGUCCCACUUUCAUGGUACCGCCGCAAAGAGAUAGAUUCGAGGCCCUGAAGAAGUUGAUCAGACAAGAGCACGUUCGCGAGCUGCAGAGGAAAUACGAGACGGAACAGAAACAGAAGGAGCUGGCUACGGGGCGCAGCAGCAAUGAUGAGUACCCGUACUACUACGGCGAGCAGGAGCCGCGCGGACUACAGAACCUACAGGCGGAGUACGGAGAUGAUCCCAGCACCAGGCACAACAAGAAACCGCAAAGCGGCAGUCGCCAGGUAUCGCAGUUCUCACGCUACUCCGACGUGAUGCUGCCCCCCGCGCGCCGUGCCUACCACCCCUACCUGGACUACAUGCCCCUGCCCUACGCGUACUGAACUUCUAGAUCUCUCUAGAACUCCACAUUCCACGGGGCCUCCCCGCAACGUACAACACUCGGGCUUUAACUCUUUCCCAUAUCAGGAGCAUAUCUUCGCCGCUUCGCGAGCUUGUCUAGCUAACCCGCAAUAUUUUUAUAUUUAUAAAUACCGUUGCGAUGUAGAUACGCAAUCUUUCCAUUUUAAUAUACCCUUUUUGAAUAAUCAAGUAUUUUUCGAUAGGUUUAAGGUCUCGAAAUUUACUCAGCCGCGCUAGGCGGCCGUUAAUCUUAUAUUAUAUACAGGACUUCCAAACGACAAUAACAGCACGUUAUAUACAAGGAGUGCAAUUAACGUUUUAUCCGUCAAUUCCCUAUUGUAACGAAUUUGACAAUAAAAAUCAAAUAAUAGAAUUUUCUGACAAUAAAUCUGUAUGUUUUACAAUCGGUGUUUAGAUUAUAAGUAUUAGAAGAUUUAACCUUAUUAUAUUAAGGGAUGAUAAUGGAAUAUUCGGCAACAGCCGCCGCUCACAAUUUGAGCAUUAUAAUCAAAUUAUGUUUUCUACAGUCGCGAACUCCGCGGCAUGCUUUUUUUAUUAAAGUAGGAGGUACAGUCUGAGCCCGACGGCCUCAUAUCUUGAUCUCUAUUCGAGCUGCACGCUCUUCUAUAUCGUAUAAGUUAGAAACAUAACUACUUAUUUUACUUGUAUAUUUUAUGGCUUUAGUCGUAGCCCGCUAAUUAUACGUAUAUUUUACAAUUUCUGUACAUAUAUUUUUUGUAAUAUUAAUUCGUAAUACGUACAUGUUUGUUGCCUACCAAAUAGUCUCAGAUAUUAUGAAAUGGCAACACAACUUACAAAAAAUAAUUCCUUAAAGUAUUAAAUGUAAUAAAAUUCAAUAAAUGAAUAGUCCUAUUCCAUUAAUUCGAAUAGAUUCUUGAAAUAUAAUUCCUUAAUAAUUAAUUGUGAAACAUAUUUAAAUUAGUUCUUUAAAUACUGUAGUCCUUAAACGUUUUACCAGUAUAAUUUAUCGUUGUGAUUAGAGCUAAGUUUAUCGUUACCUUGUAUAAUAUUCCAAAAGCCUUCAAGACGGCUAGUCGGUCCCAGUGAGAUAAAUGCAGUAACACCGCGAAAUUCGAAGUAAGUAAAUUUCGAGAAACUGCCUCUGUCACUCUAAUUACGUAUAAAUCGAAAGUAAAAGAGAAAGAUGCCCGAAAUUUGCGAACUUCAGUAUUUGUGGGAGGCCCUCUGUUCUCGAGCAUAACUGUGUGAUCACAAUUUGCCAUUUAAUAACUGUUUGUAUUAAAUUUUGACAAAUCAGUUGUCGAUUAGUAAUGUUCGGGAAACAGGCACGUUUAGCUCCGAGGUCCGACACAUAAAUGCUUUAACUACAAUUAAAUGUUUCAUGUUUAUUGUAAUAGUAAAUAUUGUAAAUUAGCCAUUGGCGCUUCGUGCGAGCGCAGCUUUUUUAGUAUCUGUGUAUCAUAGGCAUAGGUGAACGCAGCCUAAGGUGACGUUUAAAAAUUAAUCUUAUCUGUGGAAUGUACUGUAACACGUGGUCACGAUGGCUACCCUGAUCGGGCGUACAUUUCAAAUUAUGAAAGUCCUAACAAAAUUAAAAUGCAUGUAUUAUGAAACGCUCAAGUUUAGUUGACACAAUUCCUAUACCAUUUGUCGCACUGAAAGACAAGGCUGUAAUCUAAGGAAGUUGUUACCUAUUUGUGUACUAUAUUUAUUAUUAUAUCUAUCGACUUGAUAAGUAUUGACGCGAUACGUCGAUUAACCUCACAGACUAUGAAAUUUGGCUUUAAAAUAUAUUACUCAUGUAUUAUGGCUUUAAGCGAGUCAAUGAAUUCAUUAACGUCUAUUUAUUGUGGCGAGCUACAGCUUGGCCGCGCUCGGCUCGGUCGGCUCGACCUUAAGGCUCGGCUGAUGGCUCGACAUUAAGGCUCCACUUUAAAGCUCGGCUGUAGGCUCGACCUUAAGGCUCGGCCGAUGGCACGACCUUGACGCUCGGUUGAAGACUCAACCUUAAGGCUCGGCUGAAGGCUCGAACUUAAGGCUCGGCUGAAAGCUUGACUUUAAGGCUGGGCUGAAACUCGACCUUAAGGCUCGGCUGAAGGCUCGACUGAUGGCUCGACUUUAAGGCUCGGCUGAUGGCUCGACCUUCAGGCUCGGCUUAUGGCUCGACCUUAAGGCUCGGCUGAUGGCUCGACCUUAAGGCUCGGCUGAUGGCUCAACCUUAAGGCUUUACUUUAAGGCUGGGCUGAAAGCUUGACCUUAAGGCUCGGCUGACGGAUCGACCUUAAGGCUAAACCAAAGACUCAAAGGCUUGACCAGGUUCGGCCGAAUACAGCUCGGCCUGGCUACUCUCGGCUAUCCUAUAUGUUACAACUAGCGAAACAUUAUUAUAUAAUUUUCUAACAAUAUUCUGUAGAGUUUUACACAUUAUUUUAUUGUCUUUUAAAACUCAUAUUAAGUAGUUAGCGUAUAAUAUAAAUGAGUAGUGUUUAUUGAAUGCGUAUUGCAAUUUGAAUAGGUGUUUAAUUAUGUAAUAUCUUGAACAUUUCGGUAAGAGUAGAAGUUUCGCAGUUUGCAAUGGCUGCGUUGUUCUGACGUCACUACAGAUUUGUCUAUUACUGAGUACUUUUUAUGAUCAUGGCAACUUUAGGAUCGAAGAUAUUAAAAAAAGUAUCGUAUCAAUGUUUUUCACUCCAGUGAAUGCCGGCGUGUAUCAUAAAACCGCAUUCAUAGAAGACAAACUGCAAUUUCGUUUCGUUAUAAGAUAACAGUGACGUCAUUCAUUUGACAAACUAUUGCGAAAUAUCAUAAAGUAGCAUAUGAAAUAAUCAUAUCAUAUGACUUAUAUCAAUAUACAAAUAUAUCAAGAAUGCGUGUGUUGGUAAAAAAUGUCAAUAAAAAUUCCUAGAGGGAAACUGAAAAAUGACAUUCCAAUCUCGGAUUUUAAACCCUUGAUCUGGAAAGUCUAUAUAAGUAUUUCUGUGUAUAAUUGGACAAAAAUAAACUAGCUAUUUAAACAUAGAUGUUACUCUAAAUAUGCAGUGCGGUCUUGACAAGGAGACAAUAAUGUAAAAUGACAAUAAUUGACAUUAACUCAAAGGGCUUUGCUAGUGUAAGAUCUUAUGCCAGACCGCCACUGUCGAAUAGAUACACGUAACCUAUCCAUAAUCCUUAAUGUUUUGAAAUGUAACUAUAUUAAUUGGUGGUUUUUUUGAAAAUAAAGAUAGUUACUCCAGA
Messenger RNA from Cydia pomonella (codling moth), 5070 nucleotides. RefSeq lists its product as uncharacterized. Bases 1029 to 1835 code for a protein of 268 amino acids. Lineage: Eukaryota; Metazoa; Arthropoda; Insecta; Lepidoptera; Tortricidae. The record is from RefSeq and is a predicted model, not a curated record. The transcript is spliced from 9 exons.